Labrus mixtus (cuckoo wrasse) is the source of this 3549-nucleotide messenger RNA. Its product is annotated as proteinase-activated receptor 1-like. Gene Ontology annotation, cellular component: membrane. The coding region runs from base 113 to 1636 and encodes 507 amino acids. Gene Ontology annotation, molecular function: thrombin-activated receptor activity. The record is from RefSeq and is a predicted model, not a curated record. Lineage: Eukaryota; Metazoa; Chordata; Actinopteri; Labriformes; Labridae. Gene Ontology annotation, biological process: positive regulation of Rho protein signal transduction; blood coagulation; thrombin-activated receptor signaling pathway. The transcript has 5 exons.
UGGAUGAAGAUCUGCAGCAGAACCAACCUGGGAAAGGUUUAAAGAACUAAACACAGAAAAGACUUCUCAAAUACUGUUUUCUGUUUUUACGACUUAUUAUUUCUGCGGCAAUAUGUUUUCAAUUUGUCCACAAAGUUUGCAACUUGUGGCUCUGAUGUUUGGGUGUGUUGCCUUGGAAACGACCUGGAACAACAGUGAAAUCAGAGAGGGCUCAGGCUACAAUGACACAACAUUCCCCCUACGAGAGUAUUAUGAAACCCAUCAAGAAGUCAGCUUUAUCCUAGAUGGCUUUGGUCUUUCUGAAGUAUCAUCCGACCAACUCGUCAGAGAAAAUGUCGGCUUAGCCAGACCCAGCAACUACCAUGGCACACCAUCCAACCACCCAAAAGAAGACCCCAUCUCUCCCAAUGAAUAUGAUGGCAGUGUGGCAGGACGGCCCUAUCCUAAAAUAAGACCAAACCGAUGCAACUGUACUAAAGGUACCCAACAUAGUCCUGAUGCAAAUCCUCUGCAGUCUUCUAACCACAGCCGGUACAAAAUCUCAGAGGAGGCGCAGCUGUUUCUAACAGGACCUGUGUCUACCAUCCUCAUCCCGUCCUUCUAUUCGCUGGUCUGUCUCAUCAGUUUACCCAUCAACAUCUGUGCAGGGCUGGUCUUCAUUAAAAAAAUAAAGAUUAAGAAGCCGGCAGUGAUCUACAUGCUGAACCUGGUCUGUGCUGACCUGCUCUUUGCCAUGGUGCUGCCCUUCAAGAUUUCAUACCACUUCAAUGGAAACGACUGGAUAUUCGGUCCAGCCAUGUGCCGUGUGGUCACCGCAGCCUUUUACUGGAACAUGUACUGCUCCGUUCUGCUCAUAGCCCUCAUCAGUGUGGACCGACUUCUCGCUGUGGUCUAUCCUAUUGACUCCCUGUCUUGGAGAAGUCCUAGAAAUGCCAUCAUAGCCUGUGUAGCCAUGUGGAUACUCUCCUUUGCUGGCUCGAUGCACCUCCUCUUCACUGAACAGACUUUCCACCUUAAACAGUUGGGCAUCACCACCUGCCAUGACAUCCAACCCUCAAAGCUUUUCUUGUGCUACAAGAUGUAUUUCGUCACUCUCUGCUGCCUCCUCUUCUUCCUGCCUCUGAUCAUUACCUUGGUGUCCUACACUCGUGUGAUCAUGACCCUGAGCAAGGACCAACCAGGAGUUCCAGACCAUUCACUUAAGAAAAGAAGAGCAGUCUUUUUGUCUGGAACGGUACUGGUGAUGUUUGUUCUGUGUUUCACACCCACUAACCUCGUCCUCAUUAUGCACCAGCUUAAGGAUACAGAAGGAGCUCAGAUCAAAUACAAUGCAGACAUCCUCUACAUAGUCUAUUUGAUCUUUUUGUGUUUGGGAAGUCUGAACUGCCUCCUUGAUCCCCUGGUCUACUACUUUGGCUCAUCCCAAUUCCAGAAAGAGCUAUUCAGUAUGCUAGGGUGGAAGAAGAAGAAACAGGACCCCAGUGGUGGUCCAUCUUCACCUGGUCCAAGUGAGCCAACCAGCCAAACAAACAUGAAAUCCAACCACCAAGAAAACUACAAAAUAAACACUCCACCCACCAAGAGUGACUCUUCUCAAGCAAACCUUUGCAGCCAGUGCAAGAAACAACUGGACUGAUAGGCACACUCAGCAGGUAUCAAAGGUGAAUUUUGGUGUUUUUAAACCUGUAUCCUCCAUUUAUUUUAGAAAUUAAAUUACUUUAGACCCUCAAAAAGUUGUGGAAUAGCUGCAAAGACUGCACCAGUAUGUGUCUGUAAGACAGGCUUUAAUGGCUGCAAUGUAUUCUUUCAGGGCAAGCUGACUGAUGGAAAAGUGCAUGAUAGAAAAGUGCAUGUUUUUGCUACUGGCAGACUAAAACUGUUCUGAACUCAAUAUGAGACUGUUACAGAGAGGAGCUUCAGGAAUUGUCUUUCCUUUUGUUAAGUUAAAAUCUUUUUUCAAAGGUAUACGCGUAUAUCAGAGAGCACAUGUCCAGUAGACGUUGCUCUACAGCACCAGGGUCUGCCACUAUUUGCCCAUCGUCUCUCUUCGGGUUUCAGGGCUAACAGUUGGAAAGGGAGAUGUUUACGCAAAAAAAGGAUGAAACAUCUUUGAGCAUCUUAGAGAAACAAACAAGCUGAAAGAAGCACUAACAGUUUUAAAACAGAGAUCAGAACAGCAAAACCAGAGGGAGUUUUACUUCGCUCUUUUUGUAAAUAGUCAUAACUGAACAAUAGUUUCAGUUACUGUAGAAUAUAUUUGAGAUCUGAUGUAUGAAUGUUAAAAAUGUCGCAAAAUAUACUUUUAAAUCUGCAGCUGUUGGCAAAAACAAUCUUUUAAUCAGAAUUUAACAAAACAAAGUGGCUAAUUUUACUACGCAGUAAAAGUAACAAGGUAAACCAAGACACUAGAUGAUUGGUGGAAGCAGCAGAAGAAAAUCCAGAUUUCUACAAAAUCUAAAUCAUUUUGUAUGUUCAUGGAGUGCAUGGCUUUGAAGAUCUCAUGCAUGUCAUCCGACAAUUUUAAAGGCAAUCAGAGUCUGUCAAUUGUAAAGAAGCUCUUUUAGGGGACUUUUGGUUUAAAUGUCCUUGAAAAUAAGCGAAUGCAGGCUUGAACAAAAUUCCACUAAAAUGUCUCCAAACUUUGAUAACUUUGCUUUUAUUUAGACCUGAAUUACAUAAGGGUCCAGGUUUAAUCAUAUUGUAUUCACCCUGUAAUCAUAGUAACUUAACUGACUCUAACCUGUAUUUUUAACAGAAAUAUUCUAUUAAAGUCCAAGUACCAGCACAUAAAGAACACACAGUUAAUCAACCUUGUAAAGCCGUUUUCAAACAUGCAGUCCGCAAAACAUCUAGAUCAUUUCGGGAGGACUGCUAAUUACAUGCAUAGAGAUCGUAGUGGUCGCGUGCAGACACUCUAUGCACCGUGCAGCAGCCACAGUAUUAAAAUGUCACUCCCUCCUCCUAUUGGCUCGAGGUGAAUUCUCCGGAGAAUAUCCUGCUGCGUUGUCACAUCAGCUCGUUCAGACUUGCUGCAUAAAAAAAUACUAGGGGUCUGGCAGGAGAAACUCCGGGUGAAGUCAGAGUGAUAAAAUUUGGCUGUUUGCGUUCACAUAUAUGCAGCGCCUCCUGGAAGUUUUUGUCCGUUUCAUGAAAACAAUGUUCAUUGACCGACAUUCUUUCGGAGUGACUAAUGAAGUAAAACAAUGUAAGGAAGUUGAAGUUUGAAAGUAUUGUGCCUUUUAGAAAACUCUGCUGCACAAUUGAUGCAAUGAAAGACUUUUGUUUUGCACUGCAUUCAUUAUAAGCACCAAAUUAAUCUAUACAUUUUACAUUUAAUAAAACAAACUUCAUAUUGUAACGUGUUUCCUCUAUUAAAAUGUUUGUGGAAAUCUUUAAUUCAAGCACUUGUGUUGUACUUUUGAUAAAUUGACAAUCACUUUGUACUUAAAUACUUGCCCUUUUUUUACACUGGUGGGUUUGAAUUAAUAACAUAUCUUUAUUUUGAAUUUUUGAAUUUCCCUCAGGAUCAAUAAAGUAUCUAUAUAUCUA